CAGUUCAAACACUUUGUCUUUGUCUUGUAAACGUACACUUAUGUUUAUAGAAUAAUCAAUGAAUGUAUGAUUUACGGCCUUCCCUCAGAUGUCUGUGUCCAGAAGCAACAGCCAGGUCAUUUACAUUAUCUGUUUUAAUUUGAAAGGCUUCCCAUCUUUCUGCGUCAUUUCCGCUCUCAUCUCGUCCAUGAUCGUUUUAUUUUGACAUCCCCACCGGAAGUUCCGUACAUGUGUGUUCCGUUAGCUUGACGCCGGUCCACGGUGAUCACAGAGGCACCGAUUCCUCUGCAAAUCCCGCAAGAUUCGGCCGUUUCCAGCCGGUAAACCGCCAAUAAUGAGAGAGAAUAGGAUUUAACGGAGACUAGCGGACCCACGGGGAGUGACACAGGUGUUUGUAAACAGUCAUGCUCACUCGCCCGCUGACCCUGAACGAGAGCGAUGACAGGGGGCGUGGCCUAUCAACAAUGACCCCGCCCCCUGCUCAAACAUUGGCUGAUGAAGGUGAUGACGAAGACACGCAAACAGAAGUUUUCUCUCCUGUUGCUCCUCCAUGGAGCUCCUCAUCCUCCUCUUCCUCCUCACCUUCCUCUCCUCCUCCUCUUCCUCUCUUUGCCCUCUCUACCUCUUCUGCUCCUUCUCUGACUCCUCACCCCUCCUUCCUCUCCUCUCCUUCAUCUUUUACUCCUCUUCCUUCUUUCUCAUCUACACAUUUUCCCACUUCUCCUCCAUCUUCUGUCUCUCCUUCUCUUCUUUCCUCUGCUCCUUCCACUCAUCCUCAUCCUUCGUCUUCCCCCUUUUUACCUCCUCCUCCUUUGGCACCUUUCACCUUUCAUCCUCCUCCUCUUUAUUCUUCCUCCUCCUCUACUCCGCCUGCUCCUUCUGUUUCUCCUCCUCCCUCCCAUUUGUCUUCUCUUUCUUCAUUCCUCCAUCCUUCACCUCCUUCUUUGAUGUCUCCUCAGGUUGUCUGUACUCCAUCUGCUUCUGUCUCUUCUUCUCCAUUACCUCCUUCUUGUCCUCAUCGUUCUCCUCCUUCUGCUCCUCUUCACCACUCUUCUUCUUCUCAUGUUUCUCCUCCUCCUGUCCUUUUUACUCAUCAUACUUCUGCCAUUUGUUCUCCUCUGUCUUCCUCUCCUCCUGUCCCUCCAUCCCUCCUUUCUUGUCCUUCUUCUUCUCCUCCUUCAGUUUCUCCUCUUCAUCCUUCUCCUCCUCCUCUUCCUGUCCCUUCAUCCCUCAUUUUGCUUCCUUCUUCUCCCCCUCCAGUAUAUUCUCAUCCUCCUCUUUCUGCUCCAGUUUCUCCUCUUCAUCCUCCUCCUCCUCCUCCUCCUCCUCCUGUAGCUCCUCCUCCCUGCUGCCCUUGCUCCUCCCUCCUGCCUCGCAUCCUCUCAGCUCACCGGUCGGAGGUGCGGCGCCUCCUGCGUGGAGCUCUGGCCUCCAUCGGCCGUCGCCUGGACUCUCUGGAGAGGAGCAGCAGGGUGAAGAGGAGGAAGAAGAGGAGCGGGCAGAAAGGAGAAGGGGGAGGAGCAGCCUGUUCUCCUGGUUUGGGAGCAUUUAGCCCCGCCCCCAUGUGUAGCCCCGCCCACCGCCCACCUGUUACCACCACCCCUUCAUCAUCAUCUUCAUCAGACAGCGAGGACUCACCCACACCUCCUCUCUCCUCUAGUUUGAGCCUGUCAGAACAGCGGAGGAGGAGCAGAAGUGAGGACGAGGAAGAGGAGAAGAAGGAGGAGGAGGAGAGGUUAAGGAACAGGAGGAAGAACCACAGAGGAAGAGACAUUAGUAUUUUUCCAGAAAACAGAGAAGAAGAUGAAGAGGAUGAGGAGGAAGCUGGGAGAUUUGUGGGUCGGAUGGCGGUCUCCUUUAGAGAAGGAGCAGGUGAGGAGGCGCUGCUCGUUCUGCACAGAUUCAACCACAGGAAGCACAGAAGAAGAGAAGUGGAAGGAGGCAGCCAAUCAGAGAAAGCCGUCAGUGUCGUCAGGCAGAAUGGAUACAGAGCGCCACUACUCAGCUCCUCUUCCCAGCAUGCAUUGCACCUCCUGCAGUCGGCCCCGAGUGGUCGGACCUGCAGCCAAUCAGAAACACUCCGUGUGUCUACAGGCCAAUGGCGUUUCUCUGACAUAAUCUCUCCGCCCUCCCUCUCCUCCAAUCACGGUGCUUUCCACAUAUGGCACCUUAGUUCCUCCUCCUCCUCCUUUAACCCCGCCCCCAUGCUGCGGCUGUCAGCGGUUGCCGUGGAGACAAUGUCGGAGUCUGUGAGGGGCGGAGCUAUUAGGAGUCCCCUGCGGAGCCUGAAGGACUUGACGGCCCCGCCCAGUCUGAGCAGCGACCACUGUUACAUGCGAGCGCCUACACCAAGCCCAACUUUCUCUGCCCGGCGACAGCAGAAGCAGCGGGCCAAUCACAGCACCCGCAGCCUCCCCCGGCGACGGCCCCUGCCCCUCCCCCUGUGUUCAGCCAAUGGGCUGUCUGCUGCUCCGCUUCCUGUCGGCCAAUCAGAAGUGGCCUCGGAGUUCCUCAGCAUUAAUGGAGAGCGUUGUAAACGAGUGUCACAGAUAAGAAUCCGGCGUGCAUCGCCACGGGAAACGCUGCUCACUCCGAUGGGACUACCAAAGGUCAAAAGGUUAAAGAAGAAAGAGUUCAGUCUGGAGGAGAUUUACACCAACAAGAACUACAAAUCCCCCACCACAAACAGGAGUCUGGAGACAAUCUUCGAGGAGCCGCGGGAGAAAGACGGCGCGCUGCUCCUGAUUGGCCAGCAGAGGAGGCGCAGGCUCCUCCUCUUUCCUGACUUCACUCAACCCAGGAAGAGGAAGAGGCCGCAAGGGGCGGGACUUCCUGUUGCCAUGUUGCCCCGGAAACGGAUGGCAGCUCGGCGGCAUUGCCAUGGCAACGGCCCUGACGAUGACGACGCGGACCUGGACGUGAUGCUGGUGGAGCGACUGAGCGCGCUCGAAGACUUCCUGACACGGCAGGGCCUGGACGUGUGAGCUGUGACGUAACUUCCUGUCAGCUGACCAAAGGCCAAAUAAACUGAGCUGCUAGCGCACCUGCUACUGCUGCGUUACCGUGGUAACGCCAUCAGCAAGUCAGUCUGGUGUAGUGGGUUUUUACUUCUUUUUUUUUUGCGGUGUACUUUAUUUCUUUCGUUUGUAUUUGAUUUUUUUUUUUUUUUACAGUGUAGGCUGAUUAAAUGUGAAUUUUCUGAAAUAUUUAAUAUUUUUACUAGUUUUUUUAACAGAUGACCUGUCAGGAGGCCACGCCCACAGCGGGGCACAGCUGGCUUUAUGUUUAUUUUAAAAAUUUUGGUGUUUCAUGAAAUAUAAAAAGACUUCACUGCAGUACUUUGUGGUACUCUGUGAUACUGUGAGUACUCUGUAGUACUGGUGGUGAAGUAUUUGGAGUUUUUAAAGCGUAAUAUAUAUAUUUCUGCUGAAAAUGUGUCUAUUUUUGGAACAAAUAAAGUUUGUUUCUGCUCACUGAAGUUUGUCAAUUUAUUAGUGAUCAGAGUCAUUGAUCAAUGAUUGAUCAUCUUCCGUCUAUCGCUCCUCAGUGAAAUAAUUUGUCAACAAAUAUAAUGAAUGGAACAUUAUUUAAAAGUUGU
Anoplopoma fimbria (sablefish) is the source of this 3598-nucleotide messenger RNA. RefSeq names its product arginine-glutamic acid dipeptide repeats protein. The transcript has 11 exons. Lineage: Eukaryota; Metazoa; Chordata; Actinopteri; Perciformes; Anoplopomatidae. Bases 405 to 2984 code for a protein of 859 amino acids. The record is from RefSeq and is a predicted model, not a curated record.